GUACUUUAACAUCCGGUCGAAUUGUUUGUGGAAAGUUGCCAGUAGGCGGAGCAACUCGUCACAACUCUCAUCAGUCCGAGUUUUCUGUUUCUUACGCGAUUUUCUAGCGCCAUGAACACGCCAGGACGAACAGAACAAGCCAGGGCCAGCAGUGGUGCUGCACAGCCCACCCAGGUGAGAGGCUACAUCAUCACUUACCCUGCCAGGAUGAGGGACCCACAUUGCAUCUGCAACCGUGAUCCCACCACCGUCCUGUGUAAGAUGUGCGGCAAACUGUUCGAGGGUCGUGCACAGCAGAUGGAGUGUCCCAUCCACCCCAACAUCAUCCACCUGAUGGACCACGCCCUGUGCCCUGCUUGUCACCGGAACAAGUUGCAGGAGGCGAUGAAACAGAAGUCUCCUUCUACCACCACCAGUCGCAGGAGCAGCAUCACAUCCUAGAUUAUAGUGCCCCUACCUGCACAGAAGUACUGUGAUGUGUAGUGUCCUAAUAUUACGCACAUUCUGUUGUUUGGAGUUCUAACAUUAUACAAGCAGCUGUACAAGUACAGUAAUACUGUAUGUAUAUAUUUCCUACUAGUGUCCUCGACAUUGUACACUUUUCCUGUACCUCUGCCAGUUUGAUUUGAUUCUAUUGCUCUUUACAAAGUGUGUUACAUGUAGUAAGACAGCUUUACCUAAACAUUGUGUAACAUUCUGACCUGCCAUCUGUAAAUAAGUGUCAGAUAUACAUGUACUAGUAGCCUAUAUCUACAAUAUUUAUUAGAUUGUGGACAAUCAAAGAGGUACUGUAUGUCGUAGUCAUCAAAACUUGUGUCACAGUAAGUUGUGAAUGGACUACAUUUAGGUCCAGUAGAUCACAUCUUAUGAUUAGUUGUUAUGGAAACAACCUCGCUCCCUUGGGUUCAUGUCUGAAAAUAAUUUCAGUGUCAAGCUUGUUAUCUACAUUGCCUUUGUGUGUUCAUCUGUAAAAAGAGUUAAUUCCCCCACAUAGAUCUAUACACCCUUUAGUGUAUAGUAAUAGGGGCAGUGGCCAUCUCUAUUUGUUUAGCUCUUGGACUACACAGGUCACUACAGUAGGGGGCUAGUCCAGUGGUAGUGGUGAGUGUACAAAAACCAUAUUCAUAGUCUUUGCUUGAGCCCAACCUUCCAAAUGCUAGGCAAAGCCAUAGUCCAUUUGCAUUGCUUACUACUCUUUAUUUUUCUACUAACAAGUUAUCAGUAUGUCAAUAAAAACAUGCUCCUCCAAA
Molecule: messenger RNA, 1250 nt
Organism: Branchiostoma belcheri (Belcher's lancelet)
Lineage: Eukaryota; Metazoa; Chordata; Leptocardii; Amphioxiformes; Branchiostomatidae
Exons: 3
Coding region: 112-441 (109 amino acids)
Source: RefSeq, a predicted model, not a curated record